AUGGCGCUGCAGAGCCGGCCCGAGGCGCUCCCGGUGGAACUCUCACGCCACCAGAACGGCGACCUUAAGAAGCAGCUCCACGACAGGCCGCGGGUCGCAGCGCUGAACGACAAACAAGCUUUGGUGUCGUCCACUGCAGUGCCUGUGACGGGUCCCCAGGUCAGCUCCUUGCAGAGGCUGGCCGGGCAGGGAGCUGCGGUGCUACCUCAGGUUAGGCCAAAGACUCUGAUUCCAGACAGCCUCCCCGUCACUCCGGGCCGGGACCGACCCCCCAAGCAGCCCCCAACAUUCCAGAAGGCCACUGUGGUCAGUGUCAAGAACCCCAGCCCAGCCCUCCCCACAGCCAACAACACCGUCAGCCAUGGGCCAGCAGCCAGCAGUCAGCCUCAGGCCCGCGCCGAGCCCGCCACCCUCACCUCUCCUCUGAGCAGCGCUGGUGUGGCCUACGCCAUCAUCUCCACCUCCCCCGGCAAUGCCGCCGCCAUUGCCCCCAGCACCACUGUGUCUGUGGUCAAUGACAGCAUCAAAGUCCAGCCCCUCCUCAUCAGUGCCGACAAUAAGGUUAUCAUCAUUCAGCCUCCAGUGCAAACGCAGCCCGAGAGCGCGGAGGAGCUGAGGCCGCCCACGGAGGAACCAUCUCAGGGAGCUCAGGCCACCAGAAAGGAGGAGGACAGGCCCCCCGCGGGCCAGGAGAACCCCGAGAAAAUCGCCUUCAUGGUAGCCCUGGGCCUGGUCACAACGGAACACUUGGAAGAAAUUCAGAGCAAGCGCCAAGAGCGGAAGAGGAGGAGCACGGCCAACCCUGCCUACAGUGGCCUCCUGGAGACUGAGAGGAAACGGCUGGCAUCCAACUAUCUCAACAACCCCCUGUUCCUCACAGCGAGAGCCAAUGAGGAGCCCUGCUGGAAGGGCGAGAUCAUCCAUGAUGAGCUCUGUGGAGUCUGCAGACGCGGGGCCAACCUCCAGCCCUGCGGCACCUGCCCCGGAGCCUACCACCUCAGCUGCCUGGACCCGCCCCUCAAGACCGCGCCCAAGGGCCUCUGGGUGUGCCCCCAGUGCCAGCAGAAGGCCUUAAAGAAGGACGAAGGUGUGCCCUGGACUGGGAUGCUGGCCAUCGUGCACUCCUACGUCACCCACAAGACAGUCAAAGAAGAGGAGAAGCAGAAGCUGCUGCAGAGGGGCAGCACGCUGCAGAACGAGCACCAGCAGCUGGAGGAGAGGGACCGGCGCCUGGCCUCCGCUGUGAAGAAAUGCCUGGAGCUCAAGACGAACCUGCUGGCCCGGCAGAGGGGCACUCAGACCUCCCUGGAGCGGCUGCGGGCCCUGCUCAGACUGAUACAGGGGGAGCAGCUGCUCCAGGUCACCAUGACGACCACCAGCCCCGCCCCGCUGCUGGCCGGGCCCUGGACCAAGCCCUCUGCCGCCGUGCACACUGCCCUCCAGCACCCCCCUGGGCACAACUGACCCCCAGGUACCUGCCUUCACCUCCCACGGAACGCUCCUGGAACCCUGCUUCCAUGCCGGGGUUCUGUCGGCCUUAAUUCAUAACACGAUGAAGUUCAGACCAAGCAAACCAGACAGACGCAGGCAGAGGGGGUGGGCAUGGCCGGGGGUCCCAGAGUAGAGGGGCUAGAUGUCCGUAUGCACUUGUGUGCACUGAGUUCCCCAAAGCCAGGAGAAGCGAGGAAGGGCGGGGUGCGCCUGCUCCCAGAGCUACAUGGGCCGGCCCCAGGCAUGUGGAUUCCAGAUCUGGGGGAUGCCCCGCCACCUCAGGCGAGGGGACCCCCUCCCCAGGGUCACCCUCAAUAGGUGCCCGCCUGGUGUCCGGGUCCAGUCCUGGGCACCCCUUGCACCUCGCCGGACAACCAGGCCCUCUGUCAGUAUUAUUAGGGUGCAUCUGCCUAACUUGAAAGACCAGAGUCCCUGUGGGGGGCCGUUCCUGCACCUGGAGUCUCCCCUCACGUCGGGCACGCCUUCUUCCGCUGGCCAAACUUGGGGGCUCGUUUUUCCCUCAAUGUAGUGUCCUCAAGGAGUUUCAGGGGCCACGUGGAGCCGAGCCCCGCCAGGAGCGGCAGUUGGCUGGUCUCUGGGGGGCGCCGCUUGCACCCGCUCCAGGAGCCCUUGGGGACUCCCCUCCAAGACCCGAGAAGCGGUCUGCUCCACUUUUCUUUCCAGUCCAGACACUAUGCCAAAAAAUACCUUUACAUUUU
Molecule: messenger RNA, 2210 nt
Organism: Echinops telfairi (small Madagascar hedgehog)
Lineage: Eukaryota; Metazoa; Chordata; Mammalia; Afrosoricida; Tenrecidae
Gene: PHF21B
Product: PHD finger protein 21B
Exons: 13
Coding region: 1-1464 (487 amino acids)
Source: RefSeq, a predicted model, not a curated record